AUCCUGCUUGUCAAAUGAUUAUAAUCCAGUUUUUUAGCAAAGAUGACGGAUAUAAUUUCUGGUUCCAUUUUCUUGUGACUCAGAAUAGAUGAGAGAGACUAGAGACGGAGUGAGGGUUGACAAGUUUUCAAGUUCCGCAUCUGCUGACUCUGAUCCGCUUGUUCUUGACAUAGAUGAUUUCAAGGGGGAGUUCUCCUUUGACGGCUUGUUUGGUAACUUGGUGAAUGAGAUAUUACCUUCUUAUCAAGAAGAAGAAUCAGAUGCAGCUGAAGGCCAUGAUGCUCUACCAAAUGGGAAUUUGCGGACACCACCAGAUGCGGGAAAGUCAGCACAAGGAAUGUCAAGUCCGCUAUUCCCUGAAGUUGAUGAUUUAUUAUCUUUAUUUAAGAAUUCGUGUAAACAACUGGUUGAUCUCAGAAAACAGAUUGAUGGGAAACUUAACAAUCUUAAGAAGGAAGUUGCUGUCCAAGAUACAACGCACCGCAAGACACUUUCUGAGCUGGAAAAAGGUGUAGACGGCUUGUUUGAUAGCUUUGCACGGUUGGAUUUGCGUAUAUCUAGUGUGGGUCAAACAGCUGCCAAAAUAGGAGAUCAUCUACAGAGUGCAGAUGCUCAGAGAGAAGUUGCUAGUCAGACGAUAGAGCUCAUAAAGUACUUGAUGGAGUUCAAUAGCAGUCCAGGAGACCUGAUGGAACUUUCUCCUUUGUUCUCUGAUGAUAGUCGUGUUGCUGAAGCUGCUUCAAUUGCUCAAAAAUUAAGAUCAUUUGCUGAGGACGAUAUUGGAAGACAAAGCAUGACUAUCUCAUCAGGUGUUGGUAAUGCAACUGCGAGUAGAGGGCUGGAAGUUGCUGUUGCCAACCUCCAAGAAUACUGCAAUGGUACAAAAUUAGCAACUUAUUUAUCCAUCUACCACUUCUACUUGUUGUAUUUAUCUAUCCUCCGUUAUACUAUCCACCUUUCAGAGCCCCUACCGUUACACUUUGGGGUCAGAUAUACCCUUAUUUUAGAUGGAGUGCCACGUGUCACUACCAGAUUAAGUUGA
Molecule: messenger RNA, 1042 nt
Organism: Nicotiana tabacum (common tobacco)
Lineage: Eukaryota; Viridiplantae; Streptophyta; Magnoliopsida; Solanales; Solanaceae
Source: RefSeq, a predicted model, not a curated record